This is a messenger RNA of Neurospora tetraspora, 3319 nucleotides long. RefSeq lists its product as uncharacterized. The record is from RefSeq and is a predicted model, not a curated record. The transcript has 8 exons. Gene Ontology annotation, molecular function: ADP binding; protein binding. NCBI's taxonomy places the organism in Eukaryota, Fungi, Ascomycota, Sordariomycetes, Sordariales, Sordariaceae. The coding region runs from base 28 to 3063 and encodes 1011 amino acids.
GUGUCUCACCCAGGGGCACUCUACCCAAUGGAUCUAACACUUGCAGCUCAAACUACACGGGCUCAAGAUGCCAAAGAGAAGGCGAAUAAACUCAAAGCAAUGUUGCACCGGCAUGACAUUGAAGUUACCAAGGACGUCCUGGACGUUUUCAUGACAAAGCAUGCAUGGCGAAAGCCGAGAUGGUUGGACAAGCUUCAAAAUGUCACCAACAACAUACAGAUAUUCUACAAGGCUAUUGGGUCCAUCUGCCAAGCUCAUGGAAUUGCUUCUGUGGUAUGGGGUGUUUUGAGAUUUAUCUUGGAUGCGUUCGGGAGAUACUUUGGUCUUUUGGAUAAAGUUGUCGACAUCUAUGAUGAAAUGACUCGAGCUAUGCCGAUGCUGAAGGACUACGCGGAGCUUUAUGACGCUUGGCCGACUGUUUCGGAUGCUCUGCUGGAUAUCUACUGCUCUUACCUUGAUUUCUCCAUCAAUGUGGUCGAGAUAUUUGCCCGCAAUCCACUCAACUAUGUUAGGGACGCCAUUGGUGUUGAUACGUGGAAGAGAGUUGGCGCGAUAGAGGUAACAUCCAUCCAGGGACCACCAAGUCAAGAAAGUCCUAAAUCUGCAAGGAUCUUCUCAGUCCCAAAGCCCAGUAAUGGGAAGUUUUGUGGGAGGAAAGAAGUGCUUGAACAGCUGGAUCGCGACCUGCUCCCGGCCCAAAGCUCACCACAAAAAACUUGCACCUUACACGGGGCACCUGGUAUGGGCAAAACCCAGAUAGCACUCGAGUUCGCUUAUCGAUGCUGUGGAACAUUUCCGGAACUCCACAUUUUCUGGGUCCCUGCCGAAGAUGAGACCGUUCUUUCCCAAGCAUUUGGCAGGAUAGCCCGGCUUGUUGGAGGGCAACAGGCGGGACAGGACGUUACAGACCAGGCAAGACUUGUUGAGACUGCAACUGCCUGGCUGUGUGAAAAUACGUCAUGGUUGAUGAUCUUCGACAAUGUCAACAACCCCGACAUCUUCAAGAAAUACCAACCAUGUUGCAAUCAUGGCUCGAUUCUCGUCACCAGUCAGUAUCAGAGGACAAUACACGCCACGACAAAAGAGAUACUUCUGAGGCCCUUGACACCCCAAGAAGGUUCAGAUCUUCUCCUCGGCCACAUUCCCGAGCAGCAGCAGCUGAAUAUGGGAGGCCCGAGCUCGCUGGCGCAAGUGUUCACGAAAAUGUCAGAAGAAGUCAACGGAUCGCCACUGGUCCUCGUUGGAAUUGCGGGGUCCAUCGUUUCCUCCGCAGUCUCGGCGGAAGGAGCCCUCAUAGUGCUGCAGCAGUCAGGAAGUUUAGGCAAGAGCAACCCCAUUACGAAAGGUCACUCCGCCUGGGCGUACGAUCGACCUAUCGACUCUGCUUGGGAUAUGGCAUUGAAAGCAGUCCCUGAAAAAGGAUUGGCAAUACUGAGGAUCAUGAGCAUGCUUGCGGCGGAUAACAUUCCCGUCGACAUCCUCAACCGCGACCUUCAGGGCAAGCUGAGUUUCUUGGGAUAUCAAGACUCUGCACGCUUCCGUCGUAAAAUCCAAGCUCAUCUUGUGGAGCGGUACUUGGUCGAAGACAGCAAUCCGGCGUCGCCUUGGUCCUUCUACACCAUCCAUCGGCAACUGCAAUCGAAGAUUUUACGGGAUCUGCAAUCCGUAUCCGAUCAGUAUCAGCCCACCUUCGAUCGUGCCGUGGCACUCAUUGCACGAGACUUCCCGGCUUUCCCAAGGUUCAUGACGCCAAACUUCUCACAGUGGCCAUCAUAUGAGAAACUGAUUGCCCAUGUCCUCAAGCUCCAUUCGGUUUAUCGUGCUAACGAAAGGAGCCAAGGCCAGGAUGAAACCUUAACCGAGAUUCCUCUUGUCCCCAGCAUGGCCUUUGCUGAGCUUCUUACCAGUGCUGGAUACUACUUCUAUGAAGUGGGACUCGCAGAUUCGUGUUUAGCAGUCUUGGAGACCGCCGAGAAGAUUUCCCAUGAGUUCCGCACUUCUUAUACCGCAAAGACUUGGGCCGUUCCCACCAUGCAAGGAGGCCAACCGCCAACAUACGCCAAUUCCCUGAAGCUCGAGACAAAUGCCAUUGCAGUAUCCUGGGGCAUCAUUGAGCAGGCACAGGGGCUGACGGGUGCACGCAAAGCCAUGGCAAAGGCGAAGCAAGUGGUCACUUUGCGCGAGAAGCAUGCAAGUCUACCUGGCCUUUCCUCUGGCGAUAGGUUCGAAAGUCAAGUCCUGCUAUCCAACGCCUACAACGACAUUGGAGCUCAAAAGCUUCACAUGCACCAAUACGCGGGCGCUAUGGACUACCUCAACAAAUCGCUCGAUCUCAAGAGGCAGUUGGAAACACAAGGCCACACGAUACCGGCAUUCGAGUUUGCCGAAUCCACCAACAAUUUGGCCUUUGCAGCACUUGGCCAGAAUUGCACAGAAGAAGCUGUGCUUCACAGCGAAAGGGCUGUGGACCUUAUCAACACGGACAACAGCCACGAUAGCGACGCAACCCGCUUCUCUUUCUGCUAUGGGGUUGCACUUUUCCUCAGUGGCCAACCCCAAAAGGCUCUGAAGGUAAUGAGAGAAGUCUACAGAAAGCGUAAAGACACCUUUGGUGAAUCGGGGCGUCAAACAAGGGACACCAGUUACGCCAUCAGCUUCAUUCACUACGCUCAGGGUCACUUCGAAGAAGCCAGGGAAACCAUCCAAGGAUGCGACAUCCAACAAGCCAAGGGCAUAUGGCCCGCCGAAUGCCUCACCCGCGCCAAGUACCUGGAGUCCCAGAUUCUAAAGGCGCUCGGGGACAUUGCCGAAAGCAAAAGGAAGCAUGACGAGGCAGUCCAAGAACUGGGCGGAUAUCUGUCUGACAUUUUCCCCAACGCCCAUGCUCAAAAGACGGAAGGAAACACACCUGUAUGCAGCGGCUAUGCGUCGCUCAUGGCUGCUGAUGAGGCAUUACGGUUUGACUAUGUUGUUCCUUUCUUCGCGGGGAGGUUUGCGAUGGUGAAAAGUGUUGGAAUCCGAAGCGGCGUUGGGUGUUUUCCGCCGCUGGAGGACCUGGAAUGAUCGAUGGACUUUGGGCUUCUUUAUAAUCUUGCGUCUUGCGUUAUUGCAUUGUUGUCAACGAUACCCCUUAUACUUCCUCCAGGUGUCUUUCGCACCUUUUUUUUUUUUUUUUUUUUUUUUUUGAAUUUGAAGAUACCCGGUUCAUCUUUCUAUGCUUCAUCCUUGUUUACACCUUACCGUGGCUUUCCCAUGUGCCUUAGAGAAUGGAGGUAGCUAUCAUGAAACGAGUUCGCUGCAUACUGCCCAUAACGGACUC